Malaya genurostris is the source of this 820-nucleotide messenger RNA. Its product is annotated as putative ferric-chelate reductase 1 homolog. NCBI's taxonomy places the organism in Eukaryota, Metazoa, Arthropoda, Insecta, Diptera, Culicidae. The record is from RefSeq and is a predicted model, not a curated record. The transcript is spliced from 7 exons. The coding region runs from base 76 to 759 and encodes 227 amino acids. Gene Ontology annotation, molecular function: oxidoreductase activity, acting on metal ions.
GGUAAAUACGUUUUCAGUUCUUUCGCAGUUACGGGUCAGACCAGUUAAUAUCGUUGUUUUUAGCUAUUAUAAAAUAUGCCGUCAGAAUUGGAUUUGCCCGACCUGCCGGAUCCUACAGUUCUCAUUAAACUCCAUGGAACGUUCAUGGUUAUUGCAUGGAUUUUGUUUUCCUCUGUCGGAGGCGCGGUCGCAAGGUAUUUUAAGAAGACGUGGGUGACCGAGCAAUAUUUUGGUGGAGAUGCGUGGUUUUUGUACCAUCGGAUGUACAUGUUUUUCACUUGGCUGCUCACAUGCUCCGGGUUCAUAAUUAUCUUCAUCGAUAUGGAUGGAUGGCAGGACACUGCCCACGCCAUAUUGGGAACCAUUACGUUUGUACUAUGCUUCCUGCAACCCAUACUGGGUGCUGCCAGUCCUGCUAGACAGCCGAGAAAAAUUGUUCGCUUUUUCCACAUACUAUCCGGUAAUGUGUCAUACUAUUUGGCAGUUAUAAAUAUGUUCCUGGCAGUGGGGCUGAAGUCUGCCAACCUUCCGGAAGCAUUAUACGGUUGGAUUGCGGGAGGCCUAGCCUUGCAUCUAUUGGCGCAUGGGGCAUUCAACGUACUAGAUUACAUGACGCGGAAAAAAACUGCUGACCAUCCCAUGCUGGAUCCAACGAAGGAUGCUUCUUAUUCUAGGUGGCGUAAGCUUACUCUUAUGACGCAGAUUAUCGGACUGCUUGCUUUCACAAUUGUCAUUGUGGUGCUGAUAUGGCACGAAUGAUUGGAGCAAAUGUUGAUAUCCGGUGUCUCAGAAAUGCGGUAUGCGGUGGUUAUUAAACUAG